Messenger RNA from Cuscuta campestris, 1890 nucleotides. The record is from the annotation of a GenBank genome assembly. Lineage: Eukaryota; Viridiplantae; Streptophyta; Magnoliopsida; Solanales; Convolvulaceae.
CAUUAAACCACAACUACCUAAUCACCUUAUAUUAAAACCUGUACCAUUUAAAAAAUGCAAGCAUGUGACUAAAUCUAUAAGAAAACAUCUUUAGCUGGAACCAUGUUUUCUCCACUGCUGUGCCAUCUUCAGUUGGGAUGUCGUGGCUGCUAGUGGUGAUACCCAGAAAGGUGGGAAAAUUGGCUUUCUCUCUAAUCGCUCAGAUUCUCGUUUUUUAUGUUUUUUUCCGGGUUGUGGCCAUAGACCGUGUAAGGUCCAUGUUUCCGGGAAAAUUCCAAUUGACGGAAAGAGUUUUUUUGGAGCCUAUUGUUAUGGCAAUGGAGAAGCAGAAACCAAAGUAUCUAUAAAGGAAAUCUGAUACCAGCUAAAGAUGUUUUCUUAUGGAUUCAGUCACAUGCUUGCAUUUUUUAAAUGGUACAGGUGUUAAUAUAAGGUGAUUAGGUAGUUGUGGUUUAAUGUAUUGUUAUGAUGCCGAUUGUUAUGGGUUAUAUUGUUUCAUUUUGGUUCAAAAAAAGAUAAUCGAUUACUAACCUCAAAGGAAACAAGAUACCGUUGAGGCACUGGCACGGCAUGAGAAGCCGCAUGAGAUUGAGCUGGCACAAUAGGAUGAGGCACAGGAAGAGCAACCUGAAAAGAUAACUGCUCUAUAAGCUUGAUUAAGUUUUUAUAAUUAAUGCAAAUAGUAUGAGCACAAAAAAAUUAUGGUUGAUGAGGAAUUGCAAGAAAGCAGUUUUUACUUACUCUAAAUGUCAAUUUGAACCUAAACUAAUAAAAUAAAAGAUUAAAACAAAUACGAGGAAUUGCGAGAGCAAUUUUUACCUUUUCAAAGUGCCAUUUUGAACUUGAAGUAAUGAAAUAAUAGAUUUACAAGUAACUGAGUUGCUGAUUCUUCAACGGAGGUGAUAGCUAUCCGUGAUUAUCAAUGGAAAAAAGUGAAGGCUUCUUCUUCUUCCCGCGCAGGAACACUGCCCCGUUCAUUUUCCAUUCCUCUCUCCAUGAUGACUUUGCAUCUCCCGUGUGGGAGGCACAAUGCACAGCCUUAUCAGAGGCAACCCAAAGUUACUUCAAGGAGACGGGGCGAAUUGACGUUUGAGAUGUGACACCAAACGUGCGCCUUUUUCACUUCAGGGGUGGAUCACCCAACAUUAUUGAAGAUUGAGACAAAAAAUCACUUACAAAGUACCCUUAAUUUUCUAGUAAUAACUCUCAGUCCUACACAUUAUUUGAUUUACAUUUUGGGCUACCCUCCUUAAUCCAAUAUUUUUAACCAAGAUCUAUAUUUCCCUCCAAAUGUGUUGCUUCCAACUUGGACAUCUUUGAUGGAGUCCUUGGAAAGAAAUACCUCUUACACUUUCUUCAAUUUGGAAUUAACAAAGCAAUUAUUAGGAGAAUAGACAUAUGGGGUCACCCCCUUCAAUAACACGCGACAUUUAAACGAACGACUAGACUUUGCAUGGCUUCCGACCAAUCUCAAAGCGUCUAUCAAAAACACGAUAAAAUCAUUGAGUUCCUAUGAUACCAAACCUAUUUUGGAUAUCAAUACACAAGAAAACCACCCCAUUUUAGCUUAUGGGGCAUCAAUGGUGUAAACACUACUCCAACUAAAAUGUUGUCGAGUACGAAAACUAUUUCAAUCUGAGCUCGAAAGUCAGUUCAAAUCUCAAUAUUACGGACACAAUGUAGCAAACAUGUAGGUUAAUGUUUUUUCAUAGUUAACUACAUGUUGGUUGUAAUGCCCCAAAAACAUUGAGAUCUAAACUAAUUUUUUAACCUAAGUUAAAAUUGUUUUAAUACUCGACAACAUCAUGAUUACAGCCGUGUUUACUCUAUUGACACUGCAAACACUGAAAUAAAAUGAUUCUCAUUUCUUGAUACUUAAGAUGUAUCUGG